Chiloscyllium plagiosum (whitespotted bambooshark) is the source of this 2643-nucleotide messenger RNA. Its product is annotated as erythroferrone-like. Lineage: Eukaryota; Metazoa; Chordata; Chondrichthyes; Orectolobiformes; Hemiscylliidae. The record is from RefSeq and is a predicted model, not a curated record. Gene Ontology annotation, molecular function: hormone activity. Gene Ontology annotation, biological process: positive regulation of insulin receptor signaling pathway; negative regulation of gluconeogenesis; positive regulation of D-glucose import across plasma membrane.
CGGGAACCUGAGCAUCAGCCUGACAGAAGGUCAGAUAUUUACACAGGGAAACGCCACAAGAGGCAGAGAGAGAGAGAGAGAGAGAAAGAGGCAGGGAGAAACCUUUACAUGUUCAGUGAAAGGAGAUGCGAGUCAGAAAAGGCCAGGACAGCCCUGUCACCUGAUGCUAAGAGAUCAGGCAAUUAUCAGCGGGACUUGCCAUCAUCUAAGAGAGAAGGCUGAUUCUCAAAGCAAGGUUUCAUUGUUAGUAACGAUGAGAAAAGUGUUCACUUUUUGUCUGGACUGAGUUUGCAACCAGAGUGUCUUUCCAAAGCUCUUCUUUAAGACAGUGGCCAAUCAGGUGUCUCUGAUAUUUUAUCUAAAACACAGCCAGACCAGGCCCAUGGAUAGUGAGUGAGGCACAACUGACCGUGCUUGCUUGGGAUUAGGAACGCCAAAGAAAGGUCCUUGGAAGAUAAUUGUAUUCUUCCUUUCUCGAGUUCAUUCAAGGAUUAAAAAUAACAGCAUGUAGAAAAAAACAUCUGCAUGGGAGGUUUCAAUCGAAAGUGAGUAUUCUGUCUAAGAAUCUGCAAAAGCCCAGAGCAAACCCAAACCAAACCCUCCAGUUCGGAAGUGGCGAGACAAAUCAAACCUGUACAUUGGAAGCAAGAGAAUAUUGAAAUUUGUGACAUUUUAUUGAUGCUUAUACUUGACAAUAACAUACACGGAGACAGAUGGCAGCCUCACUCGCAGUACUCCUGACUGUGACAUUGUGGGUCGAUUUUGUGCUGUUUAAGCUGGUGCAGACUGAUCGGAGCGUUGUGAAAACCAUGGGGAGAAAAGCUUUACCAGUGGAAGAGGAUUUGGACCGCAUAAUAAAUGUGCCCGAGAGUCAACAGCUACCAGAUACGCCAGUGGACCCACAUGACAGCUGGCUCUUGUUUGUAGAACACUCUGAGAAGGGGGUCAACGACAGGAAGAAGAACAAAGGAAGAGGUCGAAAAUCACAGCAUGGUCUUCCAGGGCCACCAGGCCCGCCUGGACCCCAGGGCCCUCCAGGAGCUGUUGUCACACAGGAAGUGCUACUGAAAGAAUUCAAAGAAAUGCUGAAAGAAGUGGUUGAAGAAAGAAAUAGGAUCACAUUGCAGGAAAAGUGUCGGGAAUGUCCAGGAAUUCAGGGUGGUCUGGCGUUUCCCCCGCUGUUACCCAGGGAAAUGGGCCCGUAUCAUAGGCUGGAGGCAGCCUUUUACUGCAAACUAAAGGAUGACCUUGUGAUGAACAGAAAGAGUUUGAGGGAGCUGAAGAAUUUUCAUAUUCCUGAGCAGGAUGGUGUGUUCCUGCGAGGGAUCGGCCUGAAUCUGACUACUGGCCAAUACGUGGCCCCAAUGGCAGGAUUCUACCAGUUCUCAGCCAACCUACAUAUUGAGCACAGAGAGCACCAGAGAAGAAGGCACAGUAGACCACAUGAUAAUAUCCGAAUCCUCAUCUGCAUUGAAUCUCUCUGCCAGCAUAAUGCCUCACUGGAAACAGUUUAUGGUCUGGAUAGCAACAGUCAUCUAUUUACCAUGUUUGUCAGUGGUGCCCUCUAUCUGCAGUUUGCACUUGAAAGAAGGACUGAUCCUAUUCCUGUGAACAACGUACCUGCAGAUACUUUCGCCAUGCAGUAUAUCUCUGUCUUCGUUGACAACAGAUCUGGUUUUGCUGUCACCAUCCGAAGUGGCUCGGAUUUCACAGGGAUCUUCCUGGGCACGUAGAGGCAGCCAGUGGAAUGGAUCCUUGGACCUGCUCGACUCCCUUCUCUCCUCCUUCUCUCCCACGUUAAGACUCCCUUUGCCAAUCCGUCCCCUGCAAUAUCGCAUCGCCCAUGAAUUUACUCCUGCAGUGGGGAGGGCAGAUAGCAAAGAGCACUCGGGGGCAAUAAAGACAUUAACCAGAAUUUUUUUUUGUGUGCGUGUCAUGGACCUCUGGGGAUAUUCUGGAGAAAUCUUUCUUUUCGUGUAUUUGUUUCAAAUGACAAUAUUUUCCCUGAGUGACUGUCUACUGUUGGGAAUAUAAUAUCAUUGUAUUUCAAAGCUCUUGAUGAUCAGAAGAUGACUUGAAAUUUGCUUGCAACCCUGGAUGUAUCUUUAAAAUAAGGAGCUGCAUUUUCGCAAACUCGGCCAUUCAAUGCCCAUUUCACAAGCGUGGGGACUGUUUAAAAAGUAGGACAUUCUCCCACUCUCCCUGAAAAGCUGCAAAUCCCAAAACUUAUCCAUUCCCUAUAUUUUAAAACAAUUCAAUGCAUACUGCCUCAGAAUUUGCCUCACCUUUUCCAAAUGUGUUGUUUUUGUCUCUGGCUCUUAGAGAAGAAUGUAGAAGGGGAAAGAAUCUGAAGUCUGUAUGUUGGCAAUGAAUCUUAAGCUGGCUUCCUCCCCAGUGAAAGAGAAUGGUGUUAGGAGAUAGAUCCCAGCCCAUAUUCUACUGCCUGUGUGGCCCAACUCUACAACCAUUCCCACACUAAGUGGGCAAGAUGGUCAGUGUUAGAUCUGGCAAAGUGGUGGGGGAGGGGGGAUGUUAGGAGCUUAGAAAUAAUUCAUUAUAAAUCAUAAAUUGGUUGAGUUUUGCAUCGUAUUGCUCAGUGUCUGAGCUUUGGCUUUCAAUUGGGUUUGGUUGAAACAAAAAAGA